CCCACUACAUCCGCCAUAUAACAGUGCCAGCCCCACAUAACAGUGUUAGCUCCUAUGAGAUAGAUAGAUAUAAGACGGAUAGAAUAUAUACAUAUAAACUGGCUGAUAACAGAGAAAAACAACCCAAAUACACAUAAAAAGCACACAUGGUCUAUGAUACCACUUUCCUGUACCCUUCACCCCCAAUACCCACUGGACACACGUAUCACUGUAGCUGCAGGUGACAGUCAUGUGAUUGUCGCUGUAUGCCAGGGUGCCAAUGCCCACUGUAGCAGUAAUAAGCGUUCUAUAUUAUAACUUGUGCCAAUCACAUGCAGCCCAGUGUGUUAUCGCACCAUGUUCACACUACACCAUGUGCAACAGGUUACAGCCAUAAAGAGGGCACACAGCGGGCACAUGUCAUGAUGGCAGCUCAGUGCCCACCACUAACCCUGCAUACAUGUGCUCUAAAAUCUGCACGGAGGGGGCACCAGCCAUUGUGGAACUACAACUCCCAGCAUGGCAGGCUGCUCCUUGUCGUGCAGAAAGCCGCUUUCCCACCUGUGCCAUCCAUGCAGCCUGGGGUUGACUUUGGUCAAAAAUAUGGCUGAAUUAUUUCUGGGCAAAGUGUUGUUAAAAAAUAACCGUGAUCAGGACGAGUUGGACACGGACCAAGAGAUUUGGCAGAGACUGGAAAAUCGUGUUCUUCUUUUGUACUUUGCGGAGUCAGGAUGUUCACGCUGUCAGGAGUUUGCGCCGCUUUUAAAGGAUUUUUUCACCAAACUGACUGAUGAGUUCUACGUGAACCGAUCCUCUCAGCUUGCCCUGGUUUAUGUGUCUCUAGACCGCACGGAGGAGGAUCACGAAAGCUUCAUAAAGGACAUGCCGAAACGGUGGCUAGUGAUUCCUUUCGAGGAUGAAGAGUUUAGAAGGGACCUGGAAAUUCAGUUCUCAGUUUCCGAAGUACCAGUCCUUGUAGUCCUGAAGCCAUCCGGACAGAUCAUCUCUCUAAACGCAGUGGACGAGGUGACUCGACUCGGACCUUCAUGCUUCCAGAAUUGGCAGGAAGCCUCUGAAAUCAUUGACAGAAGUUUCGUCCUUCCAGAAUUCACUGACUCGACAGCCUCGAGGAGUGUCACCGACCCCAUCCGUAGAAUAAAGUACAAAUUGGAGGACACCAAGAAGAAGAAGGAGCGGCCAGGAAGGGACGAUGAUGACGAUGGAGGUGGUGGAGGGGGAGGGGGAACUGGUUUCUUCUGAGCAGAACUCAUCAAUAGAUGUAUUUAAUAUCAUGGAUCAAUGGAUGCAGAACUGGACAUACUAACUAAUUCUUAUUCAAAAUCUUCUUUUGUUCUAGCCAAUACCGUAUAUAAUAGUUUUUAUAGCUUGAUUUAUGUCAUUUGUAUAUAAUCUCUCUAAGAUCUCAUUACAUGCUGGUAAAUUGGCUCCUUUUGAUGGUGGUCCUGGUGUGUUUUUGGGGGUAGGGUUGUCUAGCUAUGCAGGCUGGGUAUAAGAUAUAUCUCAGUUGUGCUCGUUGACCUUGCCUAGACAAUUCAUUUUAUUUCAACCAUGGUCAA
Hyla sarda is the source of this 1556-nucleotide messenger RNA. It is a transcript of the gene NXNL1, whose product is annotated as nucleoredoxin like 1. The record is from RefSeq and is a predicted model, not a curated record. Gene Ontology annotation, cellular component: mitochondrion. Bases 499 to 1239 code for a protein of 246 amino acids. Gene Ontology annotation, biological process: photoreceptor cell maintenance. NCBI's taxonomy places the organism in Eukaryota, Metazoa, Chordata, Amphibia, Anura, Hylidae. The transcript is spliced from 3 exons.